Messenger RNA from Solenopsis invicta (red fire ant), 4625 nucleotides. It is a transcript of the gene otd2, whose product is annotated as homeobox protein otx5. Gene Ontology annotation, cellular component: nucleus. The record is from RefSeq and is a predicted model, not a curated record. Lineage: Eukaryota; Metazoa; Arthropoda; Insecta; Hymenoptera; Formicidae. Gene Ontology annotation, biological process: regulation of transcription by RNA polymerase II. The coding region runs from base 1058 to 2065 and encodes 335 amino acids. The transcript has 7 exons. Gene Ontology annotation, molecular function: DNA-binding transcription factor activity, RNA polymerase II-specific; RNA polymerase II cis-regulatory region sequence-specific DNA binding.
CUCUUUUCGGAGAGCACCUUUGGUCGGGCGCACCUUCUCUCGCUUCCACAUUUGCCUUUCUCGUACCAUUGUGGCACUGUUUCUCUGUCGUUCCGCAACCGCGUCGCGCACCCCAUUCCCACUCCAUGCGCCCAACGUCGACGUCCCUCCCUCCCCCGCCCCGCGUCGCAGGAACCGGCGAGCGAACAUCCCCCUCGCGCAUAACCCCUCGACCAAGAGAGCGAUCUGUAACAACUAAAGUUCUCGUGAAAAGUUGAGCCGGGCCGCUCUCCUACACCCUCCUGCUAUAAUAGCCGCUCGCACUGGUCUCUCUACCGACCAUCGUCGCCGUCUCUCGCGCGCCGUCUCUCCCGUCUCUGUCCAUCUGUCCCACAUUCCGUGAGGCAAAGAGAGAGAAGGAGCGGGACGGACGUGUACGUGCGGAUAAAGGGAGGGAACAGGAGAGAGUGUGUGAGAGAGAGAGAGAGAGAGAGAGAGAGAGAGCAAGAGAGAAAGAGAAAAGGAGAGAGAGAGAGAGAGAGAGAAAGAAAGAGAGGGAGGGAGGAAGACAGGGCAAGCGCGCGCGAGAGAACGAGACGGAGGGAGAAAGAGAAGAGCCACGCCGGUGGACGACUCCGGUGGAUUAGGGAAUAGAAUAGUCAUUAUCGUGUAUACAUCCGUAUUCUACGAGCUAUCGGUCGCGCUCUCGUUCUCGGUUCUGAGAGUCGCGCUCGUCGGUGGAGUGGCGAAAACGCCGUGGCAAGGCCGCCGGUUUCAGUGGUGGUGUGCGCGGUGUCGAGAGAUCGAACGACCUAGCCCAUCUCUUUUCUGACAUUGGACCGCGCCGCCGGCGAGAGUAUUGCGCGCCGGGCCACGGUGUGUGUUGGAGUGCGAAUUCGGCGGGGGCUGCUUCGCCUGGAUUAUCUCGGGGGCUCAAGACGAGGAAUAUCGACGUGGGAGCAACGGUGCCGGUAAUUACAAGUGCUCGCGGAUAAAACGUAUAAUUUGGACGUCGAGGACGUCUCUUUAGGGAGACCGCGGCGGGAGGGUGGUCGUGCUGGGGGCCGAGGGGGUGGUGAUGUGGCCGAACAGUCUUGGAGGUACUUCCGGCUGCAGCGGGGGCGCCGGCGCCGCCGAUCUCGGGGGCCUCGCCGCCUCCACCACCUCGGCCUCCGACCUCUUUGGGCCCGCGGCGUUCGGCGCGUCCGCCGCGGGGCCCUACGGCGCUCUCAAGACAGCGCCCUACAUGGGUCUCAGCAUGCCGAUCGAUGCGUUACACUCCACCAUCGGUUAUCCCGGUUGUACCCCCGCCGGUGAGUCCGUCUACUGUAAUCCAAGAAAGCAACGGCGGGAGAGGACAACAUUCACGCGAUCGCAGUUGGAUAUACUGGAGGGGCUUUUUUCAAGAACAAAAUAUCCUGACAUUUUUAUGCGUGAGGAAGUGGCUAUGAAAAUCAAUUUACCGGAAUCGAGAGUACAAGUAUGGUUCAAAAAUCGGAGAGCUAAAUGCCGACAACAGCAGAAGCAGCAACAACAACAACAGGAUAAGGCGCCGAGAUCGAAAAAGCCCUCGGGGAGCCCGGCUAAUAAUCCACCCCCUGGAAAAAGUCCUUCAAUUACCACUCCGCCUACGCCCGCCGCCGCGGUACCUGCUACUACGCCCUUGAGCGGAGGCACUGGCGGCUCAGCGGCAAGUUCGCCGGCGCUUUUAAGGGACUCGCCGCAGUAUAAGCCUGCGGGAAACGCUAGUUUGCUGUUAGCAGCUAGCACGACUCCACCAAGCUUAGGUGGCACAGUGUACAGCAGCGGCGGUGGCAGUAGCAUCUGGAGUCCAGCGGUAACGGAGAGUGGUGGAGGAUUUCCAGGUGACCAUCAAAGGUUAACGUGGACGACAACCCCUUCCCAGCAACAGUGCUAUCAAAAUUAUUCGUCCUACUAUACCAAUAUGGAUUACCUCUCGCCCGCCUCGCAUCAAUUAAACGUGGACAAUGGCGGUAGCGGCCUUGAUAAUUCAUGGAGUAAAACGAGAGACGAAGGUACUUCAUCUUGGUUUUACAAUAGCGCCGGAUGGGGCGAUCGUAAGUGAACCUACAAGGAUCGAAGAACGAAGCCUGAGUACAUAUCAUCGACAAUAGUGAAGUUAUACGGCUUGAAUCGAAGUUUAUUGUAACGCGAUGCCAAAUAAAACGAGGGAGUUCUACUUCCGAUAAAUGUCGAUACAGACUAAACAUAUCUUUAAUAACUCGGCCAAGCAUUCGGACGCUGUGGAAUGUAGAAGCCGAUUGAGAGUGCCAUACGUAUCUUUCAGCAUUUAUUAAUACGGUAUAAUUUAAAUAUACAGGAUGUCCUAUACACACAUAUCUAAUUUUAUUAUUUGUGUAGAAUAUUUUCUUUACCAUCAGAAUCUCCAAAAAGUUUUAUCUACGAAAAAUUAUGCUAUUUUGCAGGAAGUAUUAUUAUUUGCAUCUACAACGUUACGUUCAAAAGUAUUGAUGUUUACACGAGAUAUUUCAUAGUUUACAUGAAAACGAAAAUGCUAUUAAAUAUAUCUAGAAUAAAAUAGUUUGUAAAGUAAAAGAUAUCUUUGUAUAGUACUACUUUUCAAUAAUCUUACUUUAACAUUUUUAUAUGCAGAAUGACAAAAAGAACCAAUUUAUGUAUAUAAAAUGAACUUAUUUCUAUCUCUAAAAACAUUAAGCGAAUCUUUAUAUGUAUUAUAAGCACAUCUUCAUUUAUAAAAAACGUAUUACCAUCCAAUGUUUUAUAUGAUAUAAAUUUCAUUAGAAUUUAUUUUAUUUUAACACAAUGCAUUUUAGACAUUUGUUAGAUAAUAAAGUUAAAUGGGACAUCCUGUUAUAUAUUAAAUUGUUUUUCUGUUGUCGACAUAUAAUGCAAUCAUGUAAUAUUCUUUAAGAAAUUUUGAUCUGCGCGAGCUUUGCGAAACGUGUUACGUGUAUGCGAGGUAGUUUUAACUACCACAUAAUCUGUCUUAUUUACAUCUCGAAAUCCGUGUCAAAUUAUUAUUAUUAUAUUAAAUAAAAUAAUUGUUUAUAAUAUUAGAAAUACAUAAAGAUCUCAAAUUGAUGGAAAUAAUGGUAUUUUAAAAAGAUGUUUCGUAUUUUGAUAGUUGUUUCAAAAUUUUUUGAUAGUGCAAAAUUACUUAAUAUAUCAACUAGUCACGUUAAUAAAAUAAAGAUUGAGAAAUUAAUACAUUAAAGAAAGUCAUCAUAAAAAGAACAACUAUAAUGUAAUUAUGCAUAGCCUUUCUUUGCAUAAAUCAUUACUUUAUAUCCAUACCCGAUUUUAUAAUGAUGUUAAUGAAUUAUUCGAGUAAUGAUUUUACAUCUUUUAUUAUCACAAACAAUGACUUUUUAAUGGUGUACUAUAAUCGGUUCAUGUGAUCUCCGGGACAAAUAACUAUAUUGUGUACAUAAUAUAUAUAAAUAUAUAUACUUUUACGAUAUUAAAGGAAAUUAACUUAGAUUCACACAUGUUAAAAAGAUAGUGGAAUACUUUCAAACAAUUUAGUUCUCCAUAUAAAAAAAAACUUUCAAGAAGAGGUAUAUGCGUAUGUAUAGGUACACUCGACAUAUGUACCAUGUACAUAAAUUAUAUAUAAAAGCAUAUAUAUAUAUAGUGCAAGUCUCUCUGUGUACAUAUGUAUCAUUUUUUCGUGUAGAAAUACACCACCUGAAUAUCGAAAUGAACUCGUUAUGACAUCGAAGUUGUUGAUCGUCUUCUUUUUAAAGACUCUUAUUUCGUAUGCAAAAUAAAAUACUUUACCUUUUAUAUAAAUUUAAUAAAUAGCGUACACCGUCCCGCUCUCAGAAAAUUCGCAUUGAUUGUUUUUCGUAUGAUAUUAUCUUUGUACACAAAAAAAGGGCGAGAAUAUAGAAAAAACCGUUUCAAGUGAUACUCAUCAUUAAUUCCCCAGUUUUCAAAACAGAUUUUCUCAUAAAAACUUGCUUUGAAAAGUCUUUCUAUUCUACACGGUUGAAUUCUUUUUGCGCGAGAAUUUAUCCGAUUUUAUACUACCACAUCUUGUAUUCGUUAUUCUUGAACAAUCAAAUAUUGUAAUAUGCGAUUUUUUCAAAUUAAUAUUCGAUUAAAAAUAUACCAUUCGUUAUUCUUAUCGUCCCUCUUUUUAACACAAGAUAUACAAUAAUUUACAGGUGAUUUCUGUCAUUCAUAUAUUACUUAAACUUUUGUAGCAGUUGAUUAAGUUCUUGUGAACUUUGUGUAAAUAAAUCCAUCUAUUAUCCACGUGCAAAAAAUGUUUCAAAUUCAACCAAACAAUUUGCGUAUUAUUUUUGGUAAAACUUUUGUCAAUCAAUAUUGCCGAUAUUUUGGGAAAAAGAGAUCUUCGACAAUGAAGCUUUAUAAAAAAAAUAAAAAAAAACUAAACUGAAUGCCAAUUGUUCUCUACACAAACGUGUGGUGAACACUGAUCGAUUAUAGGAUAGAUAAAAAGAAAAGAUCCAUAUAUAAAGUGAAAAAAGACAAUUUAAGAUUUAUAGGAAUAUAAGUAUGUGACUGUUUAGAUUGUUAUUAUAAAUAUUAUUAAUGCUUAUAAAAUGAUCGACACGGAAAACAACGACGUACAUGUCUCAAGAUGUAUGAAGAUAAUAUAACAAAUUUGAAUUGUA